Fundulus heteroclitus (mummichog) is the source of this 6646-nucleotide messenger RNA. RefSeq names its product laminin, gamma 3 (gene lamc3). The transcript has 28 exons. The coding region runs from base 197 to 5122 and encodes 1641 amino acids. Gene Ontology annotation, cellular component: basement membrane. Gene Ontology annotation, biological process: axon guidance. Lineage: Eukaryota; Metazoa; Chordata; Actinopteri; Cyprinodontiformes; Fundulidae. Gene Ontology annotation, molecular function: extracellular matrix structural constituent. The record is from RefSeq and is a predicted model, not a curated record.
CCUGCAACUCCGCAGAAAGAGAACAUAUGUUGGAGACCCGGCAGAUACGGAGCAGACGAAGUAGACAAAGAGGACUUUUGACUGGACUUAUUCUCUUAUCUUGGAUUGCAUUUUUUACAAGAAACUUGGAUCUUUAUGCGUUUUAAAUUUCAAAACUGAAGUGUAUGAGAGCGAAAGUUUUAAAACAAUCAUAGACAUGGUUGGAUCCUUUGCUUUGAGUUCUACCACCCUGCCUCUUGUCCUUUCUCAUUAUCUGUACCUCCACUGUCUGGUUUGGGCCGCAAUGGACACCUGCUAUGAUGAGAAUGGGGUCCCCAGCCGUUGCAUGCCAAAGUUUGAGAACAUUGCCUUCAAUCGCACUGUUUUGGUAUCAAACGUGUGUGGUUCCACGCCGGAGGACUACUGCAUGCAGACCGGCUCAACGCGCUCGUGUCACUACUGUGACGCAUCAGACCCUGAGCUGAACCACAAUGCCAGCCUCCUGACAGACUUUAACAGGAAUGAGGAGCCCACAUGGUGGCAAAGUCAGUCCAUGUACUACGGCAUCCAGUAUCCCAAUUCUGUCAACAUUACCCUCCAACUCGGCAAAGCCUUUGAGAUAACAUACAUUCGCUUGAAGUUCUACACCAGCCGGCCGGAGAGUUUUGCCAUUUACAAACGCACAGAGAAGGAUGGGCCAUGGUUACCUUACCAGUAUUACAGUGCCUCCUGUGGGAAGACAUAUAGGAGGAUUACCAAAGGUUAUAUUCGCCCCGGAGAUGAUGAAAGGACCGCAUUAUGUACGGACGAGUUCAGCGAUAUCUCCCCUCUCACUGGAGGAAAUGUUGCUUUUUCUACCCUAGAAGGUCGGCCCAGUGCCUACAACUUUGACCAAAGCCUGGCUCUGCAGGAAUGGGUGACAGCCACUGACCUGCUCAUCUCUUUGGACAGGCUGAACACCUUUGGGGACGAGUUUUUUAAGGAUCCUAAAGUGCUGCGCUCGUAUUUUUAUGCCAUCUCAGAUUUUUCCGUGGGUGGGAGAUGCAAAUGCAACGGCCAUGCCAGUGAGUGCGUGGAGGGGGAUCAGGGUGGCCUGGUGUGUGCCUGCCAACAUCACACAGUGGGAGCCGACUGCCAGCGAUGUCACCCCUUUUACCAGGACAGACCUUGGGCCAGGGCCACUGGGGAUUCCGCCAACGAGUGUUUGAAGUGUAACUGCAGUGGGAGAUCAGAUGAAUGCGUGUUUGACAUGGAGCAGUACAGGAGCACCGGCAGUGGGGGGCGUUGUGUGAGCUGCAGAGACAACACUGAUGGGCCCCACUGUGAAAGCUGCAAGGAAAACCACUACAGGAAGGUUCCAGAAAAUUCCUGCCUACCCUGUCAUUGUAAUGUCAACGGCUCAAUGAGUUUGCAGUGUGAUGCAGAAGGAAGGUGUCCGUGUCGAGUUGGCGUGACAGGGGAGAAGUGCGACACGUGUCAGGCUGGCUUUCACUCACUGGGUCCUGGAGGCUGUAGGCCAUGUGAGUGCGACCCCAGCGGGAGUGUGGAUCACUGCUCGCCUCUGGAUGGCCAAUGCUACUGUAAACCAAACGUGGAAGGGCAGAGCUGUAAUAGAUGCAAGCCAGGAUUUUUCAACAUGCAAAGAGAACACCCAGCAGGCUGCCAGUCGUGUUUCUGCUUUGGUCACUCACUCGCCUGCUACUCAUCCAGUCACUAUGGUGCCAUUGACAUCACCUCAGACUUUAUUGAAGACCAGGAUGGUUGGUUGGGAGAGUUCUCCGGAGGCCUGGAGUACCCCCUGCUGUGGAAGGAAGGUGAAGUCUACCUGCUGCCUCUUAAUGAGGAAGAUACUGGUUUCUACAGAGCCCCCGAGAAAUUCCUGGGUCGCAAAGUCAACAGCUACGGCCAGCUCCUCUCCAUCACCUUCACCUCUGAAACCUCGGAGCUGCUCCCUGACCGCGUCACGCUACUCCUCCAAGGAUCUGGAAUCACCCUGUCGGCAGACCUUUCCUACCAUCCCCGCUCCGACCACGACCCCAACCUCACCCCGCUGCGCUCCUUCAUUGUCAGGCUCCAUGAAUACGAGACGAGAUUCGAGCCUCGUCUGUCUGCCUUUGAGUUCCAGCGACUGCUUUACAACCUGACAGCACUGAAAAUUAGCAAUGCUGGGGGACACAACUACACAUCACAGCUUGCGGGCGUAACCCUGACCUCCGCUUCCAUCUCCUCCAGUCCGGCCAGUGCUCCCGCUCCGUGGGUGGAAACCUGCUCGUGUCCUCGGGGCUUUGAAGGCGAGUUUUGCGAGCGGUGCGUCCCGGGAUUCACCAGGGAAGACCCCAGUAGAGGGCCUUUCUCAACGUGUGUGCCGUGCAACUGCCACCAGCAUGGGACCUGUCAUCCAGAAACAGGGGUGUGUGAGUGCUCGGACUUCACCGCCGGGACGACCUGCGAGCGCUGCCAGGAGGGUUACUAUGGCAACGCUUUGACUGGCACACCUGGUGACUGUCAGGCCUGCCCUUGCCCAGGCCGCAGCAGCUGCGCCCAGAUCCCGGAGACCGGACAGGUGGUCUGCACCGACUGCCCUGCAGGACAGACAGGCCUGCGCUGUCAGAUUUGUGAAGACGGCUACUACGGCGACCCCCUGGGAACGCUGGGGACGUCUCGGCCCUGCACGAGGUGCACCUGCAACGGAAACGUGGACUUGAAUGCUGUGGGAGUCUGUGACCACGUCACCGGCCGAUGCCUGAAGUGCCUUGGCCACACAGAGGGCGACCAGUGCCAAAGCUGUCAGCGAGGUUUUUAUGGCGACGCCCUGAGCCAAACGGCCAGAGAGAAGUGCAGGCCGUGCAGCUGCAAUGCUGCGGGAACCGCCGGACCUGUUGACGAAUGCCACCCCACGACAGGGAACUGCCGGUGCCUCAGUCAUGUGUCCGGCCGGGACUGCAGUCACUGUGAAGUCGGCUUUUUCAACCCUCGGCCUGGCGUUGGAUGCGAAAGGUGUAAAUGCAACCCAGUCGGCUCGCUGUCAAUGGCCUGCCAUCCAGUCACCGGGGAGUGUGUGUGUCGCCCAGGAGUGGCGGGGACCUUGUGUGGCUCUUGCCGUGCCGGCUUUUUUGGAUUCUCCACACGAGGCUGCAUUGCCUGUAACUGUGACCCGAUGGGCUCCGCUUCCAUGCAGUGCCGCAGCAACGGCACCUGCCAGUGUCGCCGGGGCUUCGUGGGUCACAAGUGCGACAAAUGCGAGCUGAAUUAUUUCCACAACCGAGCCACUCACCAGUGUGAGGAAUGUCCCGUUUGCUAUGGCCUUGUCAAAAAGCAGGCCGAAAAGCUUCAGACUCGCCUGCAGGAUUUGGAGAAGCUCCUGGCUCACUUUGAUUGCCGAGGUAGAUUUGGGAAGCGGUACCACCCACUGAAGUACAGCUCGGCGGGGCUUUAUGAGGGGGAGCACCAGAGGGAGGAUACUUUUCCCAACGCACUGGAGGAUUUUCUGGCCUUCCAAGAGGCACGGGAGGCCUUCAUAAAGCAAUUUUCCUUGCUUGAAGCUUCGGCAGGAGCACUUUCGGCUCAGCUGCACGGCAUUACAUUGGCUUUGAACUGCAGCAUCAGCAUGACGGAGGAAGAGGACCGGGAAGAGGGGAAGGAUGGGAGCAAUGAUGAGAAAAAUAGAAGAGGGUGUCAAACCUUCACUAAAAUCCUGCUGAUGAUCAGGGCAUCCGCGGAUCAGCUGAAGCAGGCAACGCUGGACCUGGACAACGUGAUCAUUUCUUUUGAAGCCAUGUCAGCGCCUAACAAAUGGAGCGUAAUGGUCAACGACUCGCAGGUCCUAAUGAAAAGUCACCGACAAACGGCGGACCACAUUGAGGCCAUAGCCAGCAGGGCGGUACGUGAGUCAAAGCAGGCUUUCAGUCUCCUGAUGGAUCUACUGCAGGACAACUCCACAGAGGAGUACAUCAGGAAUCUGACGGAGCAAAUAACACGAAUGCAGCAGCAGAAGAAAAACCUCACCGCACUGCUAAAUAUUACCAUAGCUGAACAUCUGGACCUGGAGAAGAGAGAUGCUACUUUAAAGCUCGCCCUGGGUAACAUCACAUCAUCCUUACAUCAGCUGACUCUGGAUGAAAGCGCAACAUCAGACAUUGACCAAACAGAGCUCAACCAAACACAUCCGGACAACUACACUACGCAGUUGAGUGAGGAACUUUUGGAAAAGGCAGAAGAACUGGACCAACAAAUUCAGACCAAAGAAGAUCUCAUCAGUAACAUCAGCAUGGAGAUUGAGUCAGUAAAACGGACAGCCGAGGAAAACUUUGAAAAAGACGACACAAUAAAAAUGAUGCACGGGCAGCUUCAAGAGGCAAACACUAUGGCUUUGACAUCUGUGGUGAUGGGGAAAGAAGUGGAGUCAGAGGCCAUCACCUUGCACAGAAAAGUAGAAAACAUGGUGAAAGAGUGGCCCCGCCAGCAGGCUCAGACCAAGGCUGCGUUGAAGAAGCAAAGACCCUUGGAAGAAAAAGUCCUGCCUGAGGUCAGGAAGAGGGUCAAGCAAAUUGAGAAGAUGCUAGAACCUGCGAGGGAAAAUGCCACCCUCACAAAAAACACCACACAGGAGGCAGAACAAACAGCAUAUGAUGUGGCUAAGGGAUCCAAAGCCACUCUGACUCAGGCCAAGCAUACCAGGACUGCAGCUUCUCACCUUAACUCACAGAUAGACUCUGUUUUAAAGCAGCUGUCAGAGCAAGAAAUACGAACAGAGGAAGCAAACUCAAAGAUCCCACCAGAGCCUGAGGUGUCUCUUACCAGCAUUAAGCGUGACAUGGAAGCAGCUAAACUCCAGUUGGAGGCAUACUCUGUUACGCUGAGUGAACUACUCAGCAAAAUUGACGCUAGCGUCCCACUGGAGCGAUUUGAUCGGAUCCUAAACGAGACGGAACGCCGUCUGAGCAUGCUGCGUGGGAGUGUGGAGAGCCCGGCGCUGGGAUCCAAGAUCCAGAAGCUGCAUUCUGCUGCUAAAGAACAGCAGAGCCGCGUGUCCCUCAUCGAGCAGGACAUCCAGGAGAUAAGGGAGGAGAGAGACAGUCUCAGGGACAUUGCCGUGAACCUGCCUCAGUCCUGCCCCCAGGCAUUAGGAGACGGCAAAGCCUAGGAAUGGGAGACGAUGAGGAUUGCAACAUCUGUAAAGCAACCAAACAUCAGAAAAGGUCUGGGAGGACGUUUUGAUAAAAGGAGCCCUGGUCAUAUUUUAUUUCAGCUUCAAAAAUUCACUGAUAUCUUCUCACAUUUUUCCCUCUGUUGCCCUAAGCUACAAUUCAUUUUCCCAUCACUGAACGAAGACACACACAGUUUAGCCAAAUGCCUCCGAGCUCUCCUCUGUCUCCAGUGAUUCAUACCUGAUUCUCCUCCUUCGACUUGAUGUUUUUCUUUCUCGCUCUCUCUCUCCAUUUCACUUCUCCAAUCUCUUUUUAUUUUCUUUUUUUUUUUCCACCCACAUUAUCAGAAUUUCAAUUUCCUUGUGAAUGAUAAUAACCAGCCACCGUGAGCUGCCAGGGAGCAUCCACCCGUUUUGAGAGACUGUUGACUUUCCUUUGUGGGGUUUAAAAGGUGUGUCUGAGCACUCCUUCAGACUGACACCUUCAUUUACACUUCAGGUCUUCUUUCAUCAGUGCUUCUUAAUUAACAAUUAGCCAUCUUGGCCCCAGCGGGAUUCAGGUCAGGCUUUUAGCAACACACAGCGUGGCUUUUUGGGAUUCUCACGGUGCCUACCUGCCUGUUUUUGUUUUUCUCCUUUACUGAGUUACUAUCAAGUUGUCGAGCCGCCUCGUGUCUUGGGGGUCACUGAUGGUGAGUACGGGUGGCUCCCUCUCUUCAAAAUGAUCCUUAACCGACGUACCUAAUGAACAGGCAUAGGCUGGUAUCACGGUAACUAUACAAACAUUUUGAACAAAACUGGAUACCCUGUUUUACUAAUUACCACAACUGUAAACACAAUGUAGGGGUCUGAUGUUACGUUCAUCUGAAGAUACAAGACGAUACACGAAAUCUGGUUCACGAGGAAUAGUAAAGAGUGAAGGUUUCACAGAUCGCAAAUUGUGUUUUGAAAGAAUCUGUAAUCCCCCUUGAGUGUCCAUGUUUUUUCACAAGCUAACCUAUUUCCAAACAACUGAAUUUCUCUUUCUUUCAAAAGAGAAGCUAUAGGAGGAGUCUUAACUGUGCAAGUUGACCAGGAGUGUUCUGCAACAGGUGGGGGAGGGGUAGCAACUUGACACUCCUUUGGGUGUCUCAUUAAAAUCCCCAUAAACUGCAGAAAUUGUGUUUUUGGCCUUUUAAAACUGGUACCUUUUUAAAGCCCAGAUCUAACUUGAUGCCAUAACCAGCCCACGCCUGUUCAUGAAUCAGUGGUCACCAGGAGUCACAUUGUACUUCAUUUAUAAAAGGUUAAUGUGAUAUGAACUCAGUAGCAUUUCUGCAAAGACUUUUAAAUAUCACAAAUAUACUUUCAAUGUUUUAGCCCUGCCAAUAGCAAAAAAUACACUGCAUAAUGGAAAGGGUGCCUCUGUUUAAUGUAUCUAUUGUUAAAAGACCAUUAAGUACACUGUGUGACAUCAUGAGAAGGGUUCAUUUUACAUCGCAGAAGAAAUGUGUUAAACUGCAAAUCCACAUAAUAAAGUUU